This is a messenger RNA of Aplysia californica (California sea hare), 2586 nucleotides long. RefSeq names its product steroid transmembrane transporter SLC22A24. The record is from RefSeq and is a predicted model, not a curated record. The coding region runs from base 2167 to 2586 and encodes 139 amino acids. The transcript is spliced from 2 exons. NCBI's taxonomy places the organism in Eukaryota, Metazoa, Mollusca, Gastropoda, Aplysiida, Aplysiidae.
ACAUGGUUUAGUUCGCAGCUGACACUUCACUUUAAAUCGUUGUGCAGAAUGUAUCAUGAUGAUAGGCAUCGAGGCUCAACCAGGCGAAUGGCAUGGUAAAAUGUUUCCACCGUCAGCUUACGGCAGCACUUUAAGCACCUCUUACUGGUCCUGACUAGGUGGCAGAGCUGCCCAUCGUUCAUUUAGGAAUUCGCUCUUGUUAGGGAAGGGAAUCCAAUUGUUCUCCAAGUGAGACUGUCUAUUACUCAAGAUUUCCUCAGAAAUUUCUUCAAUAACUGAGAGUACAGCCCGUUAAACUAGACUCUACAUUUCAUAAUGUCUCCAACGCACUACUGGUUCAGUGCAUCCCCAGCACCAAAGUUCCUUUGAAAGAGAUCUGCCUACAAAUCUGCAAACUUGUUUUUAACUGGUUCUGUGUAACUGUUUGUCGCAAGUAACCACUUCAGUAACCGUGUCAAGGCUAUUAUCGCAUCAUUGAUAUCAGUUUCUCCAGCUAGAAAUCAAGGGACACACUCAGAGAACGUCAAGACUGAUCAACUAAAAGCUGCUUUCGUUGCGUCGCUUACAUCACCCGUUAGCAAGAGACCGAAUUCCACUGUUGAAGUAUCGCCACCCAUCGUAUCAAAAUCACCACUAGAUCUCCAACCCUCUCAGGUCGUAUAUCCCGGAUACCAGCAAUAUUUUGUGACCUUCAUAUCAGCUCAGUUCCUGACAAUUCGCUUUGUUCACAGUUGUAGGCCUCCACAGUUUAUUCGUGGGAAAGGGGGGGGGGCGUAACGACUUAUUGGCAUAGUAUCUUUGUGCAUACUAAUGAAACGACAAUUUAAUGAGACUACUUUGCUCUUGUGAGGACAUAUAUAAGAGUGGCUGUGGGUGACUGUUCAAACAGCUCUGUUCUGAUUCACGAACUGUAAGUUCCUACAGGUACCUCGAGUAAGGAAUAAUUGAAAAAUAUAAUAACUUUUUUUUUUUCAAGAACGUUAUUUAGUUCUUUGCGUGUGUGGAUAUUUGAAAGGUAAGACGGUGUUUUAAUACAUAAAGCAGCCCAAAACAUUCAAGAAUAAGAAAACUUGAACAAGUAUUACUCAGGUGUGACUAGUUAAAUAUAAUUCAAUAGGUUAUUUUCCAUCUUUAAGAUUGUAUGCAUAAAAAAGCAACUACGUUUUUAACCGAUAUACACAAAAAGAAUACAAAAUACACAAUAUUUUACCAAUGUAGAACAAUGAACAUUUCACACACAUGCUUUGCUGGUCGCCCCUGUGCAACGCUCUCUUUGUUUGGUUGUUUUUUUUUUUGGGUUGUUGUUUUUUGCUAAUUAUACCGUAUCUUGCUCAAGGUUACAGCCAAGUGACAACACAUCUAAACCACACGUCACCGACACUUACUUAACAUCAUUUUUGAGUCUGAACUCACUACUCACUCAAUCACUGGGCCCUCACCUGAGAACAUAGGAUGAGAAGCAAUCGGUUAUACUGUUUUACCGUAAAUCCAAACCCAUAACCAAACCACCCCACAGCGUUGGUAUCAAGGGCAGGAAACAUAAUAUUCAUUGAUUAAACGCAACAGGCACGACUUGCAAUAACCGAUCAGCAGACCAAAACCCUUGUUAUUGAACAAUUCGAAUUGUCAUACAUGAGUAUUUUAGAAAACAAAUGAAUUACUUUAUUCUAUAAUCUGUGUGUUGGAGUGAACAUAAAUAGUGAAAUGCUAUAGGUUCAAUGCUCCUAUCAACACUGUUAGGCUAUUUAAGAGGCAGGACCUCAGAGUUUAACGUUCUUCUCCGAAAGGACAGAGCCAAAGGGGGAAGUCGUGUUACAAGGACACAACGUUGGGCCGAGCGUAUGUGUGGUGCCCUUGACAUUUUAGAAACAAUAUAUAAAGCAAAACGAUUUUAGAAAUCUUUAUUAAAAAAUGAGGUUAAAUUCUUUUUUUCCCCUUCUUUUUCUUUUUUUUUUCCUUUUUAUUUUUGCAUGUGCCCCUGACCAGUACACCUUCAAGCGUUGUUGAAUGAUUGAGUGUUUCUUUCUGUGGCGAGAUAGGCGGUUUUAGUAGCCUGCCGACUGUGUAAGCAGCCUUAAAUUGUAUGUUAGUGUCCGUAACUAUUGUCUAUGGUGUGAGCCUGUAUUUCAUCGCACGUUUUAUUCUUGUUUAAACCAGACUGACGCUAUGGUGGCACAGGAUUUCGAUGACAUUUUGGACCAAAUCGGAGGGUUUGGUCGAUUCCAGAAAAUACUUUGCACGCUUUCGUUUUUCCUGGUCAUACCCGCGGCCAUGAUAACAUACACGCCCAUGUUUAUCCUCACCGUGCCGAAACACAGAUGUGCUUUAGAAGGUUACCAAGGCGACACGUAUGCUGUGCAGAAUGACCACCAUCUUGAGCUCAUCAAUGCCUCCAUCCCUUUGAACGAUGAUGGGAACAUGCACAAGUGCAAUAUUCUCACGGGAAAUGAGGAUCUGUGGAACUCUUCCGUUCCUGCUGGGAACGCUACCGGAGUCGCUCAGUGCACCAAGUGGGUGUACGACAAGACUAUGUUUGACAGAUCCCUGAUAGAAAAGGUGAAAGGUCGACACUAUCUGCGUGUAUAG